Molecule: messenger RNA, 1519 nt
Organism: Andrographis paniculata
Lineage: Eukaryota; Viridiplantae; Streptophyta; Magnoliopsida; Lamiales; Acanthaceae
Exons: 3
Coding region: 224-1252 (342 amino acids)
Molecular function (GO): phosphoglycerate dehydrogenase activity
Source: RefSeq, a predicted model, not a curated record
UGAAGAAUACAAAAGAAAUAACAAAUGGCAGCGGAUAAAGAUCUUCCACCCUCAGCAAUGGCUAUGGCUAUGGCUAUGGCUAUGGCGAUGUGAUCAUUUCUUCCUCUCUCAAUUCAAUUCCCCCAAUUCCAAAUACUAUCAUUUUUUACAUCUAAUCUAACCCCCCAAUUCCCUUCUGGAUGAUCCCAAUUCUGCAAUCCCUUCGAAAUUAGGGUUUUUGGAAAUGAACAAAAACGACGACGAUGCAUUGCAACUAGCCAUCUACAGGUCGCCCCCGCCCUUCACCGGCGGUUGCCUGGAGAUACGCUUGUUCUACGUCCGCAUCGCGCCUUGUACCGUCGACGCCAUCCCCGACCACCUCACCCUGCGCCAUCUCCGCCGCGAAUUGGGGGUGUUCCUCGAACUUAAUGGCGUCCGUACCCCAUCGUCCGACGUCGUCCUCAUCGCCCUCCGCCGCGAUCGCGUCGAUAAGGAUUCCUCCGAGGUCACCUACGUCUCCACCGAUAGCGUCAAAAUCUCCGGUCCUGUGGAGUUCGAGGUGUGCGAGGAGGAAGAGGAGGGUAAGGAUUCGGAUCUGAUACUCUGCGGCUCGGUGCAUAGAGCCGACGCCGCAACUGGAUGGAGCAAUGGCAGUUCCUUGGAGACUGAAUCGCGAAGCGGUUGGAGUAUGGAUUGCUACACGGCCACCAACGCUAGGUCGACCUUCUUCCAGCCCAAAAUUGGGAUCGGUUCGCCUUCAAUCGAGGUUUACAUCGCCGGAUGUUGCUCCGGAGCGCCGAUUAUUUUGACCAAAACUGUUUUGGUUAGUCCGAGGAGGAAGAUACUGAGGCCAGGAAUGCUCGAUGCAAUACCAGAGGAUGAGGAAAUGGGGAAGGAACCGGCUGCUGCUGCUUCCACCAAUGGAUUAAUUCGACAGCGGAAAUUGCAGUUUCUCUUUCUGCAGUUAAUGGAAGCAGACACUGAUUCAGAAGACUAUGAAUCCGACGGCAAAGCUGUGAUGCACGGUGGCUAUUAUCACGAUGAAAUGUACCCCGGGGAAGACGGCCAGCUGUCAUGGUUCAACGCGGGUGUGCGCGUUGGUGUAGGAAUAGGCCUGGGAAUGUGCCUUGGGGUUGGAAUUGGCGUCGGUUUGCUGAUGCGAUCGUAUCAGGCGACGACGAGAAGUUUCAGGAGGAGGCAAUACUACGGCGCGCCAUUGACGGGGAAUGAAUAUACAGUGGGGAUUUGCGGAUCGACUGUCGAGGCAAGAUAAUCUGUUCCUAUUUCUUGUUCUUAAUACGUAAAUAUGCAUAUGUUCUGAAGGUCCCCUGUUUUUUUCUUUUUCUUCUUCUGUCUCUUUUGGUGAUUGUUUUGGUUUUGAGGUUGCCAAUUUUGUUCGACUUUGAUUGUCUGAAAAUAAGCGGCCGUUGUGGCUGUACCGGUGUUGCGUAUAUAUGUUAUGUGUGUAUAUCUUUCGGGACCGUGUUCUUUUGGAAUUGUUGAGAUUUUUUAAGAGGGGUUUCUUGUGCCUACAACUAAA